AUGCUGAAAUUGAAGUUUAUAGGGCUGUUCAAAGAGAUUUCUCCUUUCAAGAUGAUGGAGGAAUAUCCAACCAUUCAAGUCUCAAAGAGUGCACAUCUGCUAGAUUUCCUAUAUCACAUGAUUGUCCCCAAUAUAUUAGAAGGCCAAGAUACAAUUGAAGUUGAGUUUAAACAAGGAGAAGAAGAAGAGGAAGGAAAUGAAGAAUCAAAUGCUGACUUCAGCCAACUACCUUGGAAAACCGUGUCCAACCUUCCAGGAUUUAAGGUUCUGAAGCAACCUCUUGAGUACCUUUUCUCUCAAAAUGGAGGAGAAAGUGAGAAUUCAAGCUCAAAUAGUAGUCUCAAGAACAAGCCACCCUCGGUGGAGGAAAUCACUGUUCCUUCUGUUACAGAACUCUUGAAUUCGGGGGUUCGUUUUUUACCUACUAACGGAAGCAUAUUAAACAUUACUUUUGAUGCGAAAACAUGCACGUUUUACCUCCCCACAAUAGGUUUGGAUGCUAAUACUGAAGUUUUCCUGAAAAAUUUGGUUGCAUAUGAAGCAUCAGUUGCAUCAGGUCCCUUGGUUGUAACCCGUUACACGGAGUUGAUGAACGGGAUUAUAGACUCGGAUGAAGAUGCAAAGAUUCUCAGAGAAAAAGGGAUUAUUCUGAACCACUUGAAGAGUGAUAAAGAGGUGGCUAACCUGUGGAGUGGGAUGAGCAAGUUGUUGAGAUUGUCAAGGGAACCAUUGCUGGAUAAGGUUAUUGAAGAUGUUAACAAGUAUUAUAACGGUAGAAUGAAGGUUUAA
Glycine soja is the source of this 789-nucleotide messenger RNA. Its product is annotated as putative UPF0481 protein At3g02645. The transcript is spliced from 2 exons. Lineage: Eukaryota; Viridiplantae; Streptophyta; Magnoliopsida; Fabales; Fabaceae. The coding region runs from base 1 to 789 and encodes 262 amino acids. The record is from RefSeq and is a predicted model, not a curated record.